AUGAUUAAUGUCUGGUACGAGCCGCCACGCAGCACACCGGUAGACACGGUAACCAGACAGGGACAACAGCAGUCCGGGGAGGCUGCCAGAGACAGACGCCCGCUCCUUACACCAGAUGAGCCGGUAGUGAAGCCCGUGGUGAGCGUGUACCCAGCAGCAUCCAGAGCCCACCUGGAGGGGAAGAGCUCCCUGCUGUGUCUGGCCUCAGCCAUGUUUCCUCCUCUGGUCCAGUUCUCCUGGAAAAGACGAAAGGACAACGGUCCUCUGGAGGAGCUGCCCCCUGCUGAGGGAGAGCAGCUGGAGCUCAGAGAGUCGGGACGCACCGCCGGCAUCUUGCUGAUCCGUCAGCCAGAGAACACGUAUAAAUACCGCUGCUACGUCCACCACGAGGGGGGCACAGUGGAGGCCCCAGCAGAACAAGAGGUUCCAGCUCCAGCAGCCUCCUGUCCUCCAGAGAGAGAGCCAGCACACCUGCCAGCUCUGCAGCAAGCUGACUUGUCCUUCCAGUCUCAGUGCAAGGUGAAGCUGCUCUGUGUGCUGUACACAGUGCUGAUAGUGAAGAGUCUGGUGUACUGCUGUGGACUCUCUCUGCUGAUGAUCCUCAGAAACAAGGGACCGUCCACCAACUGCACACAUGCUGACUGACUGGCCUUUUCUCACCAUCAAACCUCAUCAAUUCAUCUCAUUCAUCACUUUGAUCACUAUUCACAAAUAUCAAUGAUGACGUUGAGGCGACCCCUGCUGUCGUCUAUAUAGUAGGGUUCCUGUUAACCUGCCAUUAGGGCCUUCUGGGAACACCUGGGCCCAGUGUUCCCAGCCUAUAAAGCCUAGGCUCAUGACUCAUUCUCUCUCUCUCUUUCCCCGCAGACACCAUCGCUGGGCAUGUGGCGGCCUUAGGUUCUCCUCGGUUAAUCUUUUGCUUGUUUUAUACAUUUUACAACAUGCACACACCAUUUAUAUUCUCAAUGCACACCUUACACUACUGAUACUACUGAUAUUCACACUCCAUACCUUUUGAUCCUUUUGUUCUGCAUAAUUUACUCUACUUUUGUUAAAUAGAUUAAUUGAUUUAAUCGUCACCACGGUGUGUCUUCCUAUUUGUCAUGGCCUUGAGAGCCAGGUUGUGACAAGUUGGGGGCUCGUCCGGGAUUUGAACCCGGGACCUCUCGCACGUUUUAAAAUAUUUGUAUGCAGGUUAGAUACUGUCAUCCUAAAAAUAUAAAUACACACACACACACACACACACACACAAACACACACACAUAUAUAUUUGCAGUUACUCGGUGUAAAUUCUGUGUAGUGUUAUUUUGAUGCUGUUUAUUAAUUGUGACUUGUAUAAUAAUAGAACAUUAAGAUGAAUCAUUAGCUGUCUGGUAGAUAUUUGAUUGUUUACAGUGUUUUUCUGUUCUUGUGUUUCUUUUUAAUACAUUAUACAGAGUCAGAUUUGUCAAAUUCAUUCAGUGUAACAUUCUCAAUAAAGUUU
Sebastes umbrosus (honeycomb rockfish) is the source of this 1483-nucleotide messenger RNA. RefSeq lists its product as uncharacterized. The transcript is spliced from 5 exons. The record is from RefSeq and is a predicted model, not a curated record. The coding region runs from base 1 to 645 and encodes 214 amino acids. NCBI's taxonomy places the organism in Eukaryota, Metazoa, Chordata, Actinopteri, Perciformes, Sebastidae.